UUUUUCUGUUUUGUUUGCUUUUAAAUGAUAUUUUUCAGGGAUGUCCUCCAUGUUGUGAACACACUGACAUUCUUUAGCGAGUCGCAAAAAGUGGAUGAUGUUUACCACAUGAUCGCCAAAAUAAUGUGGUUAUGAUAAUCACUUGUUUUCUUUUUAGUUCGCAAUUCACAUGCACGCUCUGUGAAUUGAACCAAGGUGACGCGGAGCACGAAAACGUUUAGAAUACCAUCAACUAAACUGGAAAUCCGAGCAGGAAAUAACUUCAACAAAGAAAGGAAAGGCGUCCAUGUGUCGGAAUGUAUUAAAAGUGUGAAGAAACUUAGAAUUUUAAAAUGGCUUAUAUGGGUCUUGUGACCCACAGAUGUGAUAAAUGGUUUGUUUUCUGCCUGCACGCAAACUGUUUUCGCUAGUUCUCAUCUGAACCUCUUCAUGAGUUGACAGGCUAAAAAUCAAACGGCUUUUUGAAGAAGAAAGGACACCCUGAGCCAGUAACGGUACGGAUAAAACUAGAGAUGGAAACCUCGCCGCCGAAACAUGCCCAGAAGGCACACAAGCGUUCAACAACAAACGAUUCCUUCUCGCCAAGAACGCCAAGCCCGACUCCUCAACAAGAUGGGCUUCCAAGGCCACAUGACUCGUCGCCUCAAAAAAGUCCAAGCUCGGCCAAACGGCUGAAGACUUUCUUUCAGGAAUUACAACGCGAAUCCCGCCAUGCCCUCACGAACAAGAAAGCCAAGAUAGUGCAGUUAUGGGAAGGGCGAAGAUGGCGUCGUAUGAGCCUCGAAGAAGUUGAACCGCUCGCUGAAAUGGAAGAAAAGGAAUUGUCGAGCUAUGGAGCGACUGAGCUUAUGGAGUACAACGAUGAGAAAACCAACGAUGCUCGUCACAGAGGUGGACAAACUCAUGACUUUGUAGAAAAUCGCUGUUGAUUGAUCUGGUAUAUUAAAGCUACAAUUUGUAAUCUUGAGCCAAAAAGCUUGCCGAGCUAUUUAUUUGUUAUUUUGUUGUAAUGGCGGAUUACAGUGGUUGUUUCAUCUGCCCGAAUAUCGGAAUACGAUCACCUUCAAAAUAGGAAGCGUCAGACGGUGUAGAAAGUGAUAUAUACAGACCAUUUCAUGAAUAUUUCUGUCAAGAGGACGUUCAGAGUUUUCUUGACUAUUGUAAGACUGUGAAAAGAGUUCAUAUCAUAAUGGAGUUUACCAAGUCCAAUGAAAUACACUUAUUUAUCGUGGCAGGGGGAGUGGGUAAGAAUGAGUAAAUCCGUAAUGUCCAGCCAGUUUUUCAGCCUGUGUUAAAACGGAAAGCGUCUGUUUUAUGUAAACAUAAAAGACCUUUUGCCACACGGCAGGCACCUUUCAUCCCAUGCGCGUAAAACUAGAGGCGUCUAGCUGAUUUUCAGCUUGUUUUUCGACUUUGUCUCGCUCGACCCAAUCAUCCGCCUCGGACCUGCCCCGUCCAUGCCCCGACAGUUUUUUUUUUUUUUGAAAAGUGUUAUUGAAAGAAAAUGCUCACAGCGUCUUCACUCAGGAAAUAAAUAAACGCAUUCGUUUCUUUGGUACCGUGCUGUGCAUGUACGCCAACUCUGCUUUGGUGGCAUUUUUUGUUAAUCGGACAUUACACUGAUUUUUUCGAAGAAAAUACGAACUUGAAAUUUGUGAAAACCGGCGUUAAAAAAUGAGCAAGGACAUCGAUGGCUUGAGAAAAUUUACGAGAAUAACCAUGAACUAGAGGCAUACCCCUCGCGGUCGCUCAUGUAACAAAUGUUGCGAUUUUAAAACUUCAUCAUCUUGUGUAGCCUGUUCCAGGCUCUCGGUUAGUGGGACAAUCGAAAACGCGGGCGAGCGACGAGGUCUGUGAGAGAAAAGGAAGGCUGUGCUACAUCUUGUGGUCCAGCUAAACCACGCUCGAUAAUUCCGCAAAAAGAGCAUUUGAGUUUGCUUUGUCCAUUCAUUGGCAUAUUUAUCAUUCGCACAGGUUUUGGCGUGAUUGUACGCGUAUAUCUUAGUACAGGGUUAAUUUACAAAUGAAAUCACUAUGAAGUCGGAACCUACGGUAAGGCCUCAAAGAAAAAGUGAUGAGAUGCCACCUAAAACUGAACACACACCACCAACAGUCCUUUACUUUGCUCUGACGAACGAGCUAACGCGCUAGAAACUAAGCAGCAUUAUUAUUAAAA
This is a messenger RNA of Orbicella faveolata, 2176 nucleotides long. RefSeq lists its product as uncharacterized. The record is from RefSeq and is a predicted model, not a curated record. Lineage: Eukaryota; Metazoa; Cnidaria; Anthozoa; Scleractinia; Merulinidae.